Messenger RNA from Brugia malayi, 1101 nucleotides. RefSeq lists its product as uncharacterized. NCBI's taxonomy places the organism in Eukaryota, Metazoa, Nematoda, Chromadorea, Rhabditida, Onchocercidae. The transcript is spliced from 8 exons. Gene Ontology annotation, molecular function: protein tyrosine phosphatase activity. Bases 1 to 1101 code for a protein of 366 amino acids. The record is from RefSeq and is a predicted model, not a curated record. Gene Ontology annotation, biological process: protein dephosphorylation.
AUGUCACGUGGGCGGAUGCGAUGUUCAGUACUUCCUGAUGAAAGUGGCAGUAAAAUUACGGACAAAAAAACUCGACAAGGCCGUUUAAUUACACAAGAACAAAUCGUUGGUCGAAAAUUCAUUCGAAAAUCUAAAGCGAUAACAACGAUAAUACCAGCAAAGUUAAAUGUGCAAGAAGAGUGGAUGCAGGCUGCAGUUCAGCUGGGGGUACGGGGAAUACGGAAGGAAUUUGUGAACAAAAUUAAAAACUACAUUCCUGAAAAUGUUACAACGGAAGCAUGGCAUCUGGAACAAAACUUUGACAAAAAUAGAUUCGAAGAUAUUAAACUGGGAGAUAAAACAAGAGUUAAGUUAAAAAAUGCGCCUAAUAAUGACGAUUAUAUUCAUGCAUCGUAUGUUACUAUAUCAAGCGACUUGACAUAUAUAUGUGCUCAAGGACCGUUGCUGAAUACUAUCCAGGAUUUCUGGAUAAUGGCUAUACAGGAAGAAACAAAUGUGAUUUUACAACUAUGUCAGCAAAAAGAAAAUGACCGUGAACAGUGUUCGGACUACUUACCGAAUGAGACAGCUGGAUGGAAAGAAUACGGAGCUGUUCGAGUUCGUAUCACGGAACCAACUUCUGGUAUUGUUACGCUUAAAAAAGUAACUCGGACAAAAAUAGAAGCUUCAUAUUCUGAUAAAAUACAAAAGGUAGUGCACAUUGCUUAUGCAGGAUGGCCAGAUCACUUUGUUCCUGAUUCGGCCUCCACUUGUCGCGAAAUCUAUAGUAUGUUGCAUAAAUACUACGGGAGAAAACCAAUAAUCGUCCAUUGCAGUGCUGGCAUUGGAAGGACCGGAACUUUUGUUGCUGUUGAAUUGGCGAUGGCAAAACUACGCAACAAUGAAACUUGUAUUGUUGUAGAUGUAACCAAAAAGCUGCGGGAACAACGCUUGCAUGCAGUACAAAAUGAUCUGCAAUACCUCUUCAUUUACCGUAUGAUGGUUGAAUUACUAAUUGAAGAAGGAUUGUUAUCUAGAGAUCAAUAUGCAAUAGAUUUCCUCAAGGAUUACGACAGUCUUAUUACACGUAAAAAAAAAGAACGAAUAUUAAAGGACGAUUAA